AUGGAGCUUCGAUUUCGGGCCAAGAAUAGCGCGGAUACCGUCGACUUUUGGCUUUGUAAAGGCCUUACAAAACGUCAUGUACAAGGUAAAAAAACAGUGUCACUAAGGUCCAUAGUGGCGGAAUGGGAACUCCAGCACGUGUUAAAGCAUGAGAAAUUGCAGUGUUUCAAUGAAUCCACGGGACUUGUAGUCCCUCAAGACGAAGAAAUGGGCAAGUUUAUAUCCGACCGAGAUGUCGUACGUCUUUGUACGUCGAAAGAACUGGACGCAUUGCAGGAAAAGUUUGCGACACGCGAUCCUGAAGUAACACAUGAGAUGAUGAAAUUAAAGGCCACGACACCAAUUGGAGCGGCUAUAUCCCGACUCAAGAAAAUUGGCGCCACAAAUUCAACGUUUAUGAAAAUACAAAAGACUUUGGAUGAUCACACGCAUACACAUCCACUUGAUCAGUUUCCAGAGGUAGAUGCAAUUUUUAUGACGGGAGAAAUCGAAGAAAUACCUGACAACAUUGACAAGUAUCCAAGAACAUGUGACAUGUGUGAAGUGUCAUGGCCUGAUGAUGCUACUAGCAGCAUGUAUCGGUUCAUAAAGACCGACAUUAUUACGCACGAGGGAUGUGCACAAUUUACGGCAAAUGUAUUAGCACAACACCCGGAAAUUACGUCUCGUGAUGAGUUUUUAAGCCUGUCAAAGACUCCUGUAUCAAGUUUAAACAGACCUGGUACUUUUCACGUAACGGUGCAUUGUGCGAUGGAAUUGCCUGGGAUACAACUAAUUGGCAAGCAAGCGCCUUACGCCAGACUAUCGUUGCUUCCUUGGAAAGAACCAUUGCAGACCAAACCGGUUGAAAAUGGUGGUCGAAAUCCUGUUUGGGGUACCAUGAACGGCAAUACGAUGCAGUUUUCUCAUAUGUACAACAGCACUAUCACGCCAAUCCCGCUAUUGGAUGUCGAGGUGUACAAUUACAAUUAUCUUGCCGACGACCAGAUUGCUUGUACUUUACUGGACAUGAGUCCUCUGCUCCGGUACCCGAAUAUUGAAGCGAAAAGGUGGUUUACCUUAUCAUCUCGUUCCUUGCUUACACAUAGCACGGGGCAGCCCAAGAUUAUGCUUGCGAUCAAGUUUGUACCGACAGAAGGAGAGAUCAGUUUGACUAACGCACACAAAUUUCGUGUCCAUCAACUCAAAUCCAUCGGUCUUGCGAUCCCUAUUUGCGCAGUGUGCGGUCGGUCUAUCAUGAAUGCACUGAAAAGUAUUUGGGGCUACCGAUGUGAACUUUGUGGUAUUGACGUUCACAAAGGAUGCAUAAUGAAGGCUACGAUCCAGUGUGAAUGUGUGACCCAAGAAUUACUGAGCGCUGGACAAAAGAAAAUAGAGCAUAAAGGUAUUGAUUAUCGCGUACUAAAUGACGGUGUAUCACAUUCAGCAGGGGACCUUUUUGUGAGUUUUCGUGGUUUACAUUUGUGUACGAAGCACUGCCGAGACGAUUUUCACGCGAAGAACAUUUUUGAAGGGGACACCUACUGUCGUAUCAAUUUUGACGGCGUUAUGCAUGAAACCAGCCCUGUAUUGAAGAGUGCAGAUCCGAUGUACAUGGAGAAUUUGUGCUUUAAGGUUCGGCAUCCAAACUCGGUAUUCCACAUUGAAGUGAUCGAUUUCAAUUCGGAUCUGUGCAUUGCACAAUUUAACGUCUCACUCUUUCAGCUACUCCAGCGCGAAGCUGAUACAUUCAUUUGGACAAACCCGAUUUUGAUUGGUUUGCGCAAUCCUCUUCGCCAUUUGAGUCUGAAUAACGAGGUGAACCAAGCUGCAAUCAACGAUUCAUGGGUAACACUGCCAAUACUGAGUGACAAAGAACGUUUCAAGUUAUCGCCGCCUCAGGGAUGUAAACUCCAACCCGGUGAGAAACUUGGUUUUACACUUAUUGAUUUGACAUAUGUGGAACACAAAGAAGACUUGCUACGUGUACGUGCAAACGACGAUUCUUAUCUUCUCGAACGCGAGGACAAAGACUUUUCGGUUGAAUCGCUGCGGAUAACAAUCGAGCGUUUUGGUCGGGCGUUGAAGAUUUUCCAAGGAAUUGAUACCGGAUAUGCCAGCGUAAUUUCGUGGAAAAACAAGAAAAAAUCUGCGGUGUGCUUUGUUUUAUUCGUGUACAGCUGUGUCUUUGCUGACUUUGAAUACGCCCUAUCGUACGUAUUUGGAGGGAUCCUCAUGUACAUGCUGUAUCGACUGCAUGUUCGGCUCGAGGGGGCUUAUAUUGCACGCUGGAUAGGCUACGAGGAGUACGAGCUAGAACAAGAGGAACAGCUGAAGCUAUACAGGCCGUUAGCUGACUUGCAUGUUGCAGUGCACGAAGCACAUGUAUCUCGCGAGACAGACAGUCUUCUCAUUGAAUCGCAGUCACAUAUGAAGGAUGUUUCCUCGUCAAAGCUUGGUUACUAUGUUCGAAUUAAGUAUCGACCAAAUGACAAGCAAUCCGAGUCAAGGGAUAUAGUGCUUAACCCUUCUGGUUACGAUGAGGCGAUUGUUGCGUGGACGGAUGUCGUCGGCAAAAGCCGGAAUCCAGUAUGGCGCAAAAACUCGUUGUCAUCAGCUGGUACCAUACUUGCUGCAAACCUUCGAAAAACAUUUCCGUUCCGGAACUUUAACGUAUCUUGGCGCCAUAAUGCUAAGAUGUGCGCUUGCAAUCAAUGUUCUGCAUACCAGCGAAGUUUGAAAGAUGCAGCAGAAGCGUCUGAUGUAGCCACUAGUUACGGCGUCGAUCACCAUGCCUACUAUUUUCCAAUCCCGCAAGCAUCUCGGAAAAACUUUUCUGGUCAUGAUGAUCUGGUUCCGUGGUCAUCAUUCCCUGGUCUUCUGCAAUUCGAUUUGUGCAUUUCUUUGAGCGGCGAAGCAAAGGAAUCAGCAGAUCUUGUUGCAGCAACGACGACGAUUCCGCUUCGACGUCUUCUUAAGCGAGACGACCAGUCGAGUGAAUUGUAUCUUCCGCUGUCUUCAUUUUCUACACCAAACGGCAACACCAAUUCCACUUCUCAAGACCUAGAAAAGUUAGAUGGUGAUUAUCUCGUUGUACGCGCUGACUUUCACAUCCCUAAGGAAGGUACGAUGUCGCCAAAUGAUAAAGUAUGUCUGAACGAAACUUGUGAAUCGCAGCAAUUGAGACCAGCUCAACCAACCGUAGCGCGAAAAAAGCGACAAGUGAGUCAUGUGGAACGCAACUUUUCUGAGUUUGUGUGUGAGGCCAUGAUUGAAAAAGAGAAGUCGAAGGUUAUCGGAGCAAACCUUUUUGACGCUUUCUGGAAGAUGAAAGACACCAUUAGACAGCUGCAAACUGAGAUUGGUCGUACAUGUGGAGCAUUAGCAUGCGCCGAGAAUCUUUUGAACUGGACACACCCUUGGAAAACUGCAACCGCCUUCGUGGUUGUAGCUAUGAUGGCGUUGCUGUUUUCCGUUAUUCGUGGCCGUUGGGCAAUCUUCAUUUUCGGCUUAACAGAAUUUGGAGCUGUGUUUGUGGACGAUGCCCCGACCAGCAAGCGUGUCAAGAAGAUUCUGUGGAAUUACCUAUCGUCUCUUCCUACCGACCAAGAUUUAAUCGAGCUUUACGAACCUGAGCGUGCCGUUUACAUGAAAACGCGCAAAACUCAGCAAGAAGAGGAGGAGGAGACUGCGGUCCGUCUUCGUUAUCACGCGUUGUGGAUCGGGACCGUAUCCACAAAAGCCGAAGGUGAUCGCUAUGCAAAGACCUGCUUUCUGGUUUAUCGCGCGUAUCGCUUUUUGUUGUGGAAAAGUAAGGAUGAUGCGGAAGAAGGGUCUCAACCAUAUCUACAGCUCGUGUUUGAAAAGCCUCAAGCAGUCAAUGACAAGACCGAUGACAAGGUGUUUGCUUUUAAUGUUUCAGGGGUGAAUGACAGUGGAGGCGAAGAAACUCGUGUUUUUCUUUUGGAAUCACUGGAUAAGAAAGACGCUCUACUGGAUAUCGUUCGCCAAAGUUGCAGGCUAUAG
Molecule: messenger RNA, 4005 nt
Organism: Peronospora farinosa
Lineage: Eukaryota; Oomycota; Peronosporomycetes; Peronosporales; Peronosporaceae
Source: the annotation of a GenBank genome assembly